Molecule: messenger RNA, 1287 nt
Organism: Dendroctonus ponderosae (mountain pine beetle)
Lineage: Eukaryota; Metazoa; Arthropoda; Insecta; Coleoptera; Curculionidae
Product: zinc transporter ZIP3
Exons: 4
Coding region: 141-1139 (332 amino acids)
Biological process (GO): zinc ion transmembrane transport
Cellular component (GO): plasma membrane
Molecular function (GO): zinc ion transmembrane transporter activity
Source: RefSeq, a predicted model, not a curated record
AGAUUGUAUUAUCGCAGAAUAUUUAGUGCAGCUGAUGGAACCAAACUUUUUUUAAAAGUUCAGCUAUAAGCGAAUUUACCCAAAUUAUUAGCAAAAGACGAGGGCGUUUGAUAGUAGUGUUUUCGGGGUUUUGAUGAGCGAUGGUGGACGUUGUGGUGCUUCAUCAUGAUAGCAGCGAUUCUGAAGAUGUUGGUGACGCAAAUAUCGCAAAAGCCACCGCAAUGUGUGUCUUGUUCGUUUGCUCAUUUACACUGGGUUGUAUACCGAUCAAGCUCACCCACUGGAUGUUGAGGAAGGAUAAAAACGCCAGCAAUCCCGAAAGUAAUAAAUUCGUGAAAAUGCUGCUCGGCUUCGGUGGAGGCGUCUUGCUCUGCACUACCUUCCUUCACCUACUACCCGAAGUAGCAGAAACCUUUGAAGAUUUAAACUACACACCCGACCUGGAAAUCCACUAUGCAGAACUCCUGAUGUGCAUCGGCUUCUUUGUGAUGUAUUUCGUCGAAGAGUGCGUGCACGUUUAUCUGCAUCAUCGAGAAACUAAGAGCGAAGCCUCCACUCUGAUGCGAACCCUAUCAAUCCGUCGAGGCGAUGUUACUCCUAGAACAUCUCUGGCUCACGAGCCAAAGCUGAAUGAAGUUCACGUUCACCACCACGAUGGGCACCAUCACACCCACAUAAUGCAGGAUGAGAUCGACUCAACAGUGAAAGCCAUCAGAGGUUUGCUCAUAGUGCUGGCUCUAUCCGUGCAUGAACUGUUCGAGGGACUGGCAGUCGGUUUGGAGUCGGGAUCAGGAAACGUGUGGUACAUGUUUGGAGCAGUGGCUGCUCAUAAGCUAGUUAUAGCUUUUUGUAUAGGGGUGGAGUUAGUGGCGUCCCAAAUGAAAACGUUCUUGGUUGUAACGUAUGUGUUCACUUUCGCGGUAGUCAGCCCUUUGGGGAUAGGCAUCGGCAUGGCCAUCAGCAAUUUGGAGGUGAGCGUAGCCGACGUGAUAUCAGUGUUCCUUCAAGGGAUAGCCUCUGGCACCCUGCUCUAUGUGGUGUUUUUUGAAAUUUUGCAAAACGAGAGGAAAACCGGCUUACGACAAUGUGCCUCGGUGUUUAUUGGGUUUUCCUGCAUGUUUGGAAUAACCGUUAUCUAAACUUUUAUUUUGAGAGCGACCAGGACCAUUGUGAUAUUAGCGUUAACAUGGGCAGAGCAGGGGUGAGCCAUUUUUGUACUCAAUCAAGCUUAGAGAACUUUGUAAAUAUGUAUGAAUGUUUAUAAACUGCCGUGGGCUUGGAAACAAG